Mytilus californianus (California mussel) is the source of this 1651-nucleotide messenger RNA. RefSeq lists its product as uncharacterized. The transcript has 5 exons. NCBI's taxonomy places the organism in Eukaryota, Metazoa, Mollusca, Bivalvia, Mytilida, Mytilidae. The record is from RefSeq and is a predicted model, not a curated record. Gene Ontology annotation, cellular component: membrane. The coding region runs from base 29 to 1303 and encodes 424 amino acids.
UGGAUAUUACUUUUUUAUUCAGUCACACAUGCAACACGACAAAAUUCAGGGAAGAUUAAAGAAUUAUCAUCCAAUGACAGGGAAUCUUUGUGUAUCCUUUUGGUAUUACAUGGCAGGUAGCAAUUCUAGUUUUCUUAGACUCUAUCGAUAUUUUGAAAGUACUGAAUUUAUUACUCACAAAAUAGAAGGGACUACGUUUGGUGACUGGAGAAAGGAUACCGUACAUAUAUCAUCAAAUAAUACUGAAAUAUAUUACCUCCUUUUGGAAGGUUUAUUCAACAACACCGAGGAAGGUAUUAUAGCAGUUGACGACAUUACUGUCCUAAAUGGUUCUUGUCCAGGGGAAGACAUUUCAGAGGAUCGAUUCUUUCAAGAACAUUGUUUGGACAUUGAUGACAAUUUCACAAUAGAUGGCUGUCCAUCAUUGUAUCUUGACACAAGCGACUUUCACUUAGAUUUUGAACCAGCACUCGAAACCUCAAAUAUUGAAUGCAAAGGAAUAGAAAACAAUACUAAGGAAAAUUUGUUAAACCUGUGUAAAGACGAUAUAUUUUCAAUAUGCGAUGUCAAUCCACAUGCCGUAAUUGGCUCUAAGGGACAGGAAUGCAUGAUUUACAAUAAAGAUAUUGUUUUAGAAUAUUCUUGUACAGAAUUACCAUCAAUAAAUGAGUACAGUACUGUCCCAUAUAACACGGAGGAAAUUGUUGACUUGACACUUGUGGCCGUGGCCAUUGCUGCUUGUGUUGGAUUGAUUGCCUGUCUAAUCAUUGCCGGGAUAUGCAUAUUCAAACGACAAACAGAAAACCAACGAACACUCAACAACGAUAACACAAGUCGCAAAUCUGACAGUAUCAAUAUCGGUAAAACAAAUAAAGUAAGGAGUACAACAAAAAUAGAUGCUUCCCUGGCUGUUCAUGAAUAUAUAGACAUUGAUUUGUGUAAAGGAACUUCGGUUUCUGAUCAAUCGAAAAACAAGGAAAACGUGAUUGCGUAUGAAUUAGCAAAGCCUCUAACGUCUGAUACUGGGAGUGCCUUUCCAUAUGAUCUAGCGAAACCACAAAGUACGGUUGUUAAAGAUAUUCGCUCUUACGACAUUGGUGGAUCGAUUAUACCGAAUGAAUGUUCUGCGUAUGACACAACUAAAAUGAACGAUACCACAAUAUAUAACGGCUACAACGAGACAGAAAACAUUCCUAUUUAUAGUCGAACAUUUGACGGAUUAUAUGAUGUUGCAAGCAGCGGAAAACGAAAUGUUAGAAGCGAUAAUACAUAUGAGCAUUGCGCUAUUCAAGACAAACAAUGAUAACAAUAACUGGUUUACGGUAACUUACCAUGUCAUAAGCAAAGAUAUGUUAAGUUCUGUAUAUGUAAUAAAUCCAAAGACGGAUGGCAUUAAUACAAUAAUUGUUUUCUAAGUAUUUUUAUUGGCAUUUAAAACUGACGUUAUUUAUUUUAUAAAUGUUCAAAACAUGAGUGAAGGACAAAAAGUCACACCAAAAUUAUUAUUCUGUUGAUCAUUUAACACUUUAAAAUUAAAUGCCGAUUUUCUGUUCGGAAUACAUUUGACCAUAAACUCAUAGGGAAUACAUUUUACCAUAAACUUACAGUAUUAAGAUAAAUAAAAAACCUGAAAACGCGUACAGGGGACUCA